AUGGCAGAGAUCUUGGCUCAAACGAACAAGAAUGGGGUAAUGACAGCUCCGUUGGUGCCAGCCUUUCUUGCGAGGCUUGAUGGGCACUCCCCCGAGCCCAAGACCAUGAACUUGUGCUUUAUGGCUGCAGAGAAUGUGGGGCAAUUCCAAGCCACUCGAGAUUCCGACCGCCCUCACAAUAUCACUGUCCUAGCAAACCAAUGCGACAUUCUCAGCUCGAGAAGACGCGUUGUUCGAACUCGUCCGACUUCCAGCUUCCGGGUAACUGCUCUGAUGAAGAUACUCUGCCGCAGGUUUAUCAGACAAGUUGUGCCAUACAUGCUCGCGCUUGCCCACUUCUUCGAAUACUACGGCGGUGGACUUGCUAGCUGUUUAUCCGACCCGAGCCAGGUGAAAUUUGUUCGGAAACCUAGCUGA
Molecule: messenger RNA, 417 nt
Organism: Letharia lupina
Lineage: Eukaryota; Fungi; Ascomycota; Lecanoromycetes; Lecanorales; Parmeliaceae
Exons: 3
Coding region: 1-417 (138 amino acids)
Source: RefSeq, a predicted model, not a curated record